AUGAGUUGUCCAAACUAUUAUAGUCGAGAUGUAAUUAACCCUGAAUCGUCUACCACAUCAACUUCAACGACAACAUCAACAACGUCAGAACCGAAAUUCAAGAAAUGGAAACAAGAUGGUAUCACUGUGGCUGGUGGAAAUGGACAAGGACGACAACUAAAUCAACUCAGUCGCCCUUGUGGAAUCUCUAUUGAUAAAAAGAAAAAUAUUUUCAUUGCUGAUUUUUACAAUCAUCGUAUUGUUGAAUGGAAACAAGAUGCAAAAGAAGGACAAAUCAUUGCAGGUGGAAAUGGCGAAGGAAAUCGAACGGAUCAAUUGCAUUUUCAAACAGAUGUAAUUGUUGACCAACAAAAUCAUUCAAUCAUCAUUGCUGAUACGGCGAACAGACGAGUGAUUCAAUGGUUGAAUCAAAAUCAACAAAUUCUCAUUGAACGUAUUGACUGUUAUGGCUUGGCAAUAGAUAAAUAUGGAUAUCUUUAUGUUUCUGAUUAUAGGAAGAAUGAAGUGAGACGAUGGAAAAUGGGAGAAUACAGCAAUGAAGGAAUUAUAGUAGCAGGUGGAAAUGGACAAGGAUAUCAACCCAAUCAACUCAAUGUUCCUCGUUUUAUCUUUGUUGAUGAAGACCAAUCUGUUUAUGUAUCAGAUGACUACAAUCUUCGUGUGAUGAAAUGGAGAAAAGAUGCAAAAGAAGGAAUAAUUGUGGCUGGAGGAAAUGGUCAAGGAGGAAAUCUCAACCAAUUGUCUGCUGCUGAAGGAGCAAUUGUUGAUGAUUUGGGUCAAAUCUAUGUGGUAGAUCGGGGGAAUCAUCGAGUAAUGCGUUGGUGUGAGGGAAAAGAAGAAGGUGAAGUUGUUGUUGGUGGAAAUGGUCCUGGAAAUCAAUCAAAUCAAUUAGAUUCUCCCACUGAUUUAUCCUUUGAUGAUGAAGGAAAUCUUUAUGUUGCUGAUCAAAUCAAUCAUCGAAUUCAAAAAUUUGAAAUAACUUUGUGA
Molecule: messenger RNA, 987 nt
Organism: Adineta steineri
Lineage: Eukaryota; Metazoa; Rotifera; Eurotatoria; Adinetida; Adinetidae
Source: the annotation of a GenBank genome assembly